This is a messenger RNA of Clonostachys rhizophaga, 858 nucleotides long. NCBI's taxonomy places the organism in Eukaryota, Fungi, Ascomycota, Sordariomycetes, Hypocreales, Bionectriaceae. The record is from the annotation of a GenBank genome assembly.
AUGGAAGCUUCUAGCCGCCAUACGGUCUUCAUCGAGAAGGACCAGCUGGUUGGGCCUUCUCCCCCACCUCCCUCUACCAUUUUUCGCAGCUCCCAAACUACAAAGCGUUCAGCAGUGAAGCCAACGAAGUCGGAGCAUAUCAAACAGGAGCCAUUUAUCAAAAAAGAACAGUCAUCUCCUGUCUCCAAACCCCGAAUUGUAAUCACGAAUACAACGGGGGAUGAGAGACUUGUUCCUGAAAUUUCUGGCUCCCCAUGGAAGCAUUACAAAAAGAAAUACAUCAUCAAGCACUGGUACCCCUUAGGGGUCAUUACUGCGAGGAUAACGGAUGAACCCUUCAUGAUUCGAACCAUCACAGGCCCCAAUAUUGAUCAACAAGUAGACAAUAUUUGCCGGCUUACUCAUCCCAAUAUUAUUGUUUCGGGGGCCAAAUACUUGCUUGAGCAGAGGCUCAUUCUUGAGGACAUGUCAUGCAGCUCUAUCAUGGUAACUUUCAAGGGCGAGGUCAAGAUCGGCAAUAUUGAGCAUUGCAAGCACGAUGGCAGUUUGUCCCAGUUUUCAGAAUCGUUCAGUAGAAUCGUGAUGAAUCUGAUGGAUAAGACAAGACCUCGCAGCGGGCCUAUUGGGCUCACCAAUCUGGAUCAUUGGUCAGCAGAAGCCUUCAACUUCUUCACCUUUACAACGUCCUUGCCCAGUUUAGAUAAACUUCAAGCCCAUUCCUUCCUCGAGAAUAGGCGCCAUCAAGACCUGCUAUGGGUCAUACCGUAUGUCUUGGUUUCGUCAAGGCAUUUUCUUGAUGAAUUUGACGACGAAAAUAUGAAGGAAGGCGGGGUACCGAGCGAGGGCAGUCUCAAUUAG